UCUACCGUUAAAAUAAAAUAGAGAAGACAAUACUGAGUAUUUCAAUUCACAUUUAUACACACAAUUACCGCGCAAGCCACUGUCUACAUCUACAAAUCAAAAACACCAACAAAAACGAAGCAAUAUUCUCAUUCCUCACCCCUCAUAUUCCGGAAAAUCGCUGGAUGUAAUUUACUUCAAAUUGAUCGCGAAGAUAUCACACAACGAUAAAAAGAAUGGCAGAACAACAGAGGAAAAUUGAACUUCAAUCACCAGAUGAUCUUCAAUAUCUAGUUGCGAAUGUGAAGAGAGCGGCGAGGGAAAUGAUUGAUCGGGAUUUACCGCCCAUAGAGGGAGAAGAUGCUAUGAGGAGGUUGGUGGAGGAAAUUGUGGGAGAGGUAUGUUUAUAUUUCUUUUUGGGGAGGGGGAGAAGGAUAUAUCGAAUCUUAUGGCUUUUGUGUCAUUGGGUUGGUGUAUUUUCGAAAAAGAAAAUGGAAGAAAGGAAAGGAAAGAAGAUAUACAAAAACAAAAACUAACCAAAACCUCAAAAUCAGUACAUUCAAAAAACCUUUCUAUCCGCCUCCCCCUCCAUCUCUAUAAACGGCAUGUCCCCCCCGCAUAAACUCCUCGAUUCGCAUCUCCAUUCAGAUAUAAAUGAGGAUAUUAUUGAAGAACGAGAAGAACACGAACCAUUCGAUGGACAGCUUUGGGAAAAGGCAAAAGCGCUCGCGAUUCGAGAGGAGGAAUUAGUGGAGCAGAUUGCGGCGCUGAGGAGGAAUGUUCCGGGGACGGUGGUGAAGAGGGAAAAUGCGUGGAGGAAGGCGGUGGAGGAGGAGGAGGGUGUUAUUGAGGGGAGGUUAGGAGGAUGAGAGGGGGGUUGGGGAUGGGAUUGGAAGGGAUGGUA
Messenger RNA from Sclerotinia trifoliorum, 883 nucleotides. The record is from the annotation of a GenBank genome assembly. NCBI's taxonomy places the organism in Eukaryota, Fungi, Ascomycota, Leotiomycetes, Helotiales, Sclerotiniaceae.